Molecule: messenger RNA, 3560 nt
Organism: Dicrocoelium dendriticum
Lineage: Eukaryota; Metazoa; Platyhelminthes; Trematoda; Plagiorchiida; Dicrocoeliidae
Source: the annotation of a GenBank genome assembly
AUGCUAAUUUUCUCUAAGGUCACUGACUGUGUUUUUGGACUUUUUGAAACCUAUUGCGAUCGCCCUCCAGAUACCUUCACCUUACUUAGUCUCUUAUUUGUAUUUCAGACUGUGUUAGAUAGCUUUGGAGCUGCUUUAAGCUGUUCCUCCAUGGUGGACUUUGCUGAUGGUGUUCCGCAGUUUGCUGUUGCCUGCAAAGAUGCCGUCUACUUUUACAAUUGGGAUGGACGGGGUCCUUGUUUGGCCACCGACGGGGAGAAGCUGGCUUUGUCCGUGUUCAAAAAUUACCUCAUCCUUCUCAAAGGUUGCUCCGGUUUCUAUUUACCUGCCUCUGGCGCGCCAAUUCAAUCACAUCCUUCCAUCGAUCAAAGCAGUUUGGCUACAAAUACACUCGAGCCAACCGUUGUCCUAAUUCAUGACUGGCAGAACAAAUUCAUCGCUGGAGAAUUCGCGGUUCAGGGAGUUUGUGCCAUGUUCAUUGAAUGGGAUGGUAUCUAUCUUCUGUGUCAAGUUCCGCACACUGAACCUCAACAACAGUACCAUACACUUAUCUGUUUGAUAGAAAAAAGCACCCAUGAGAAAUUGGAGCUGUUGUUCUCGAAGAAAAGCUUCCAAUUGGCUAUUGACAUCGCAAAUUCACAACGCUUGGGACAAGAACAGCUUGCGCGCAUUUUCUCUCGUUAUGCGGACCAUUUAUACAAGCAAAAAGAUUACGACUCAGCGAUUCAAAUGUACACGAAGACAAUUGGAUUUCUUGAGGCGUCAUUCGUUAUCCAGCGGUUUCUGGAAGGUGGUCACAUCGUCCAGCUGGCCCGGUAUCUUGAAGCGUUGAGCAAAUCGGAGCUGGUUUCAAGUGAUCAUCUUAUUUUACUACUCAACUGCUAUGCCCGACUCCAGGACAACGACCGUAUUGAUCGUUUUGUGCUUCAAUCUUUUGAUCAUCGGCUUAACGUUCCCGCCGCAAUCCGUGUCUUACGUGAAACAGGAUUCCCGGCUGCUGCACUUCAGUUGGCUCGACGGACGACUCGUCUCACCGAAGAGAUUGGUAUUUCAAUUGAAGAUAUGCACGAGCCUUCACAAGCUCUUAAACGCAUUGCGCAGCUCCCGUUCGAUGAGUCACUGAAGGCUAUGUGCACAUACGGCCAUUUACUGAUUGGUUGCAUGCCAAAAGAAACUUUGGAAGUACUGGAUCGACUUUGCUCACAGCCAGACGCUUGCCGAAUUAAUGUGCACCACUUCCUGCAAAUUUUCAUCAAUCAUCGCGAUUGUUUGAUGCAGUUUCUUGAACACUACGUCAAUGCUGCAUCUCCUUCCAUCAAGGUGUCUGGUGUCGUGGAUGCACUGUUGGAACUUGUUCUUUAUGAACUGAGCAACUUGAGAAAGGAGACCUCAUCGAAACAUGCUGCCUCACGUGCCCGACUAUCUACCCUUGUAGUCAGCCUUCUCCGAAAUAAUCAGCUACCUUACGAUCCGAAGAAGGCUCUACUGCUGUGCCACCGGCGACAGUUUUUCGACGGGUGCAUUUAUUUAUGGGAACAGCUGAAGUUGUAUGACCAGCUCCUGAGGCAUUAUAUGAGCCUGGAUGCCACAACAGAAGUGCUUGGCACCUGCGAGCGUUUCGGCAAUGAGAUGCACAAAUUGUGGCUCCUAGCCCUGCGCUACUUCUCAUCCAAGCCUGAGUGUGCAAACGAAUUGCGACAAGUUGUUUCAGAGGUAGACCGACUCAAAUUGGCCUCUCCCCUGGGUGUGCUGCAGAUCCUAUGCGAACCCGAUGCGGAGCAUAGCUGUCACCUGAACACAGUUCGUGACUAUCUUUUACAACAUCUGGAAUCUGGCGCCAACCAAAUUUCAUCGAUGCGGGAUGAAGUGCAGCAGCUGCGCGCGGAAACAAUGCAUAAUCGGGAAGUGGUUCGGAGUUUGGGCAGUCAGGUCAAAGUUUUCCAACAGCAAAAGUGUGCCCUGUGUCGUCAAAGUCUCGAGCCACCUUCUGUCCACUUUCUUUGCGAUCAUUCAUAUCAUGUACUUUGCUUCGAGAACUACGCCUCCGGUGAUCACCAGUGUCCAGCAUGCACGCCGAAAAACAAAGGACUGUUGUCUGACACGGCCAUUGCUUUGUCCAUGAAUACACCGGGUAUCUCAGCUGACUGGAUUACGGCUCAGCUUCUGGCUUCGUUACAUACAAAGACCGGUGCCUCCGACACGGCGUCACAUGAAGCAGGAAAUACGUUUGCUGAAUCCACCCUUCCGUAUGCAACUAGAUGUGCACUCACCCAACCGACGCCUUUCAUCUCGGGUGAAUUGCCACAGCUUCAAAACUCCCCUCGUACCAUGCUCAAAAGCCAUAUGUCUACUGAUACAAGUUCCAUGAAGUCUGGAGAUUCUUCUUCUUCCCGCAUUCCUCCCAAGACCUCAUUGAUGUUAUCCCUAGACGUUCAGCCGACUGUGGCAAGUUCAGGUCCGAUGCGCUCAGUCUCCACAGGAUACUAUUCAACGGACACUGUUCCAUCUCACUCGAAACGUAUCGAACCUGCGUUGAAUGUUGGCCGUAACCCUUUUGGUGAUACUGACACUGAAGAGGAAGAGUCCGUUAACAUGACCGAAGUCCAGUUGGAUUCUGCGGACUCUGGCAUUCCUCCGAACCUGUCAACUCCGUUUGAUUGAUGUUUAUGCGGAACCAUUGUGACUUUUGCUUUCUCCUUUUCAUUGUUGAGCUGUUUUCGUGUCACUCGCCGGUGAUCUCAGCAAUUUUCAACAAUGUCACAAGAACCCUUCAUUACAUUUCCCGAUUUACCAUCACCCCCUUGCACCACAUUUACUGGUUAGCAUAUUUUGUACGGCACUGUUGAAGAGCGAUUUCGGAAGUCAUAUUUAGCCGGCCUGGGGCUUGGUGGAGUUGAAACAGUCAAGCACACAAGGACCAUUUCCCACGGAUUUUCUCUUUUGAUCAAUCACUACCUUUGAUUCUGUUUGUUCAAAACCUGUUGGAACGCACGAAUUCAAUCUUGCGAUUGCAUUCUUUGAGUGACUGUUUUUCGGUCCCAUUCCUUCCCGUCACUGGUAACGGGCUGUACGGCCGCUACCCACAUUACAUGCUCUCAUCUAUACAACACUGCCGGAAAUCCUCUGGAUUUCUGCGUUAUCUUUCCAUUUUCUUACUCAUUUUUGACACCUUUUCCUGACCUUUUUUGAUUGAGUUUGAUCUGACCUACCGUUGUGGAUAGUGGGAGAUCCUUCGGCUGAAAUAGAAAUAUCUCCUUUCGAUCUAGCACAGGCAACUUUGCAUACAUUGGUUGCCGUCUGCCCGAAUGUUUAGUGGUAUAUUAGAUGUCCACACUCUUAAGGGACUUUUUUAAUCGCCUGUUUUUGACUUUUGGUUCGGAGUGAAUAUUGUUCAUCGACAUCGAUAGCUCUACAGUGUGAUACCACGAUUGUUCCCUAGGCUCGUGCUAUAACUCCUCUGCUUUUCCACACACGAUAUCCUUGAGAAGAGAUAGUUGAUCCAUACGCGUUGUGGCCCAACUCCUAUGCCCCCCCCUAUUCCUGUCACUCGAGUUUUUGCG